AUGAAAAGCACCUACAACAUCCUUUAUUUCAGAGAAUGGUCCAACAAAUGGCUAGUGUUCAUUGUCGUCUGGGUGCAGUUCACGACCCAGCUCGGCCUCUGUUUCUCGCUAGGCGCUCUCUUCCUGGACUUUCAGCUAGCGUUUGGAGCGAGUCGCUUGCAGACGGCGCUUGUACAGUCAAUCAUGAUAGGUGUCGUGCUGUCUCUGUCGGUGUUCAGUGGCUUCUGCAUCCGGAGAUACGGCCUCUUCAAGGUACUACUGUGUCCCGCUCUGCUCUCCCCUCUGGGUUUAAUGACGUCAUACGCCGCUUCCGAGAUCUGGAACAUUUACAUCACAAUUGGCGUCAUUGCUGGCAUAGGCAUGACCUGCACGCAGACCGCCAGCUUUACCGUGGUGAGGCAAGCGUUCCGAGGGAGACAGAUGAUGUUGUGUCUUAGUAUCCUCUCCACGGGGGCAGGCAUUGGAGGCACGUUCUAUCCUUUCCUUCUGACAUUUCUGGUGCAAAGACUCGGGCUGCAGAUGACGCUACUCUCUAUUGGCGUGUUUUUUAUGACGUCAUCGCUUUUGCCGCUUCUUAUUCGAUGCCAUGAUAUCAAGUACGCGGAAACUAGAGAAUCGGAUGACCCUGAAAAAGGACCAUACACUGUUACCAAAAAUACGAGUGGUACAGAAUCAGAACCUGAAAACGGACCAUACAGUAUUACCAUAAAUACGAGUGGUAUAGAAUCAGAACCUGAAAAUGGACCAUACUUUAAUACCAAAAAUACGAGUGGUAUAGAAUCAGAACCUGAAAACGGACCAUACAUUAUUACCAAAAAUAAGAGUGGUUUAGAAUCAGAACCUGAAAACGGACCAAACAAUAUUACCAAAAUUACGAGUGGUUUAGAAUCAGAACCUGAAAACGGACCAUUCACUAUUCCCAAAAUUACGAGUGGUUUGGAAUCAGAACCUGAAAACGGACCAUACAUUAUUUCCAAAAAUACGAGUGGUAUAGAAUCAGAACCUGAAAACGGACCAUACACGAUUACCAAAAAUACGAAUGGUGUGGAACCAGAACCUGAAAACGGACCAUACACUUUUACCAAAAAUACGAGUGGUAUAGAAUCAGAACCUGAAAACGGACAAUACACUAUUACCAAAAAUACGAGUGGUGUGGAAACAAAACCUGAAAACGGACCAUACCCUAUUACCAAAAAUACGACUGGUGUGGAAUCAGAACCUGAAAACGGACCAUACACUAUUACCAAAAAUACGAGUGGUAUAGAAUCAGAACCUGAAAACGGACCAUACAUUAUUACCAAAAAUACGAGUGGUGUGGAAUCCGAACCUGAAAACGGACCGUACACUGUUACCAAAAAUACGAGUGGUGUGGAAUCAGAACCUGAAAACGGACCAUACACUAUUUCCAAAAAUACGAGUGGUGUGAUAUCAGAAUCUGAAAACGGACCAAACACUAUAACCAAAAAUACAAGUGGUGUGAAGCCAAAAGGAAAAGAUAACAUCAUUAAAGCAUCAACUCAAAUUGCUAUAUGGGCGGAUAUAAAAUCAAUUAUCAGUCUAGAAUAUAUUAUAAUUGUUUUAGGAUCAGACUUUAUUGUUGCUUCUAUAAAUGGUUCAAUCAUGGCACUGCAACUUGACCUGAUGAAAUCAAAGAACGUAGACGUGUCCUGGUCUAAUAUGGUGUUCAUCGUACGAAGCGUGUCCGUCAUAGUCUCAUCGCUGUUACCCGGCCUUGGUAAACAAUUUGGUAUCAGCGUUAAUGUUAUCUUAUCGAUGGCUGCUGUGAUCGGUGCAGCCGGGUACCUGCUAGUGCAACUCUCUUCAGGGCAUGUGUCGUUUUUGGUCGCAAAUGGUCUGGUGGGAACUACUCUAGGAGCCAGUUUGCCGGCGUCGAUGAUCGCCAUGAAGAUGGUGCCCAUAGAACAUAUGCCGGUAGCUUCCGGUCUGAUGACUUCCGGGGUCGGAGUGCUGUCGGCCGCGUCCGGGCCGUUGUUCGCAUUUAUUCGGGAAUCGACGGGUAGCUACGAUAUAGUGCUCUACCUGAUAGCGGCCAUCCACUGUGCUGCGGCACUCGCCUUUCUGGGAUGCUUGCUCGUGAAAAACCGGAAGAUUGAUAAUAGAAGUGACUUCGUCACAACGAGGCUGUAA
Messenger RNA from Dreissena polymorpha, 2148 nucleotides. RefSeq lists its product as uncharacterized. Gene Ontology annotation, biological process: transmembrane transport. The record is from RefSeq and is a predicted model, not a curated record. The transcript has 5 exons. NCBI's taxonomy places the organism in Eukaryota, Metazoa, Mollusca, Bivalvia, Myida, Dreissenidae. The coding region runs from base 1 to 2148 and encodes 715 amino acids. Gene Ontology annotation, molecular function: transmembrane transporter activity.